GGACGCCAUGGACAGGUCAGGUGCGAUCAGAGCGACUCUGGUGCUUCUGCUGCCGCUGAUCUGCUGCUCAGCCGGACUACCUCAGCAGCAGCCCGCCGCCACCGUCAGAGAAUAUUACAUUGCAGCUGUAGAGAUCGGCUGGGACUACAUCCACCUGGAUGACAAUGACCCAGCGUCCGACCAAAGAUGGAGACCCAAAGGCAUUCCUCAAAAAUACAUCAAGGCUGUUUACAGGGAAUAUACAGACUCCACAUACACUGUUCCCAAGCCGAGACCACCUUGGACAGGUAUUCAAGGCCCGGUGAUCGUUGCCCAGGCUACUGAUCGAGUGGUGGUCCAUUUCAAAAACCUCGCCUCUCAGCCCUACAGCAUCAGCCCCGUAGGAAUCACCUACUGGAAACAGUCUGAAGGGGCCGGCUAUGAUGAUGCCACAGCAGGCCAGGAGAAGGAGGAUGAUGCCGUCUCUCCUGGAGGAUAUUAUGAGUACAUUUGGGACAUCAGCCCUAAAGACGGUCCCACCGCCAGUGACCCUGACUGCCUCACAUACUCAUACUCGUCCCAGGUGGAUGCAGUGCGAGACGUCAACUCGGGACUCAUCGGUGCCUUGCUCAUCUGUAAACCAACUGCCUUCACAGAUGAUGGGCAGAGGAGAUACGCGGCGUUCGUCCUGCUGUUUGCAGUGUUCGAUGAGACCAAGAGCUGGUAUGGAGAGGUAGGAGAGAGGCUGAGCAGAGAGAAGUUCAAGAGGAGCGACGGCAGGAAGGAAUACCACACCAUCAAUGGAUAUGUCAACUCUACACUACCUGGUUUGACAGUGUGUCAGGGCCGCACGCCUGUGUUUUGGCACAUGAUUGGGAUGGGCACCGCUCCAGAAAUUCACUCCAUUCAGUUGCAAGAUCACUCUUUGCAGGUACUGACCCAUCGUAAAGUCACCGUGGAGGUGACCCCUAUGACCUUUAUCACUGCAGAAAUGAGAGCCACUACCGUUGGCCGCUUCCUCAUCAGUUGUCAGAUUCCCUCUCAUCAUCAGGAUGGCAUGAAUGCAUUGUUCAAUGUGGAGAAAUGCCGUGAGCCUGUCACCCCGCCGGUUCCUGGCCUGCGAAAGGUCAAACACAAUUACGAUUACAGGGAAGACGAUGAAGACAGCAGUUAUGAGUACCCUGAUGACUUGUUCAACACCAUAAGCUUUCAACCCAAGAAGCCAAAAGUUCAAGCCAGAGCCAGCAGAGGACAGCAGUCCAAAACCUGGGUGCAUUACAUCGCUGCUGAAGAGGUCACCUGGGACUAUGCUCCUCAUUUGGACCCCACAGACAGUGAUUUGCAGUCCACAUACCUGCCUGCUGUUCCCCAUCACCUCGACUACAAGUAUAAAAAGGUUGUGUAUGUGGAAUACACAGACGGAUCUUUCACCCAGAGGAAAAAUCCUGACAACACACUGCUGGGUCCACUUCUGAAAGGAAAAGUCGAUGAUGAGUUCCAUAUCAUUUUUAGAAACCUGGCCAGUCGUCCUUUCAAUAUCUUCCCAAAAGGCCUCACCAAGAUCCUUCCACUGCAGAAGUCCACAAAUGCUGCAGAGAAGGACUUGCGCUCAAUGGGCGUUCCCCCUAACGGGACGUUUGGCUACAUUUGGUCUCUAACGAUGGACGACGGGCCUUUGGAAGGAGACCCCCUGUGUCUGACCCAGCUUUAUCAGAGCACCGUCUCCCUGGAGAGAGACUUGGCCUCUGGGCUGGUGGGCACCCUGCUCAUCUGCAAGUCCAACGCCUUUGAUACCAGAGGAAACCUGUUGGGACCAGAUAAGAAGUUCAGCCUGAUAUUUGCUGUCUUUGAUGAGAACAGAAGUUGGUACUUUGACGAAAACAUGCAGGAGUCAAGCCAAAAGUCCUUCAACACCACAGACCCUGAAUUCUAUAACUCAAAUGUCAUUUACAGUGUAAAUGGCAUAAUGUUCAGUCGGCGUCAGUUUGUGAUGUGUCAGACUGAUGUCCCCUUCUGGCAUGUGGCCAACGUGGGCACCCAAAGUGAUUUCCUAUCUGUCUACUUCACUGGAAACCUGUUUCAGUACCAAGGCAGCUACCGGUCUGUCCUCACUCUCUUCCCCAUGACCGCUGUAACUGUUCCCAUGGAGACCGAGCUGAUUGGUGAGUGGGAGAUCAGUGCUUUUGAUGGCGGCCUCAAGAGCCGGGGGAUGAGCAUCCAUUACACCGUUCGUCCCUGCAACCAUGACGGCCUCCCUUUAGUUGAUCGUGACGAGGAUGAAGAAGACAUCUCCGACUAUCUUGAUGACAUCGAUUUUCAGCCAAGAGGCUUCAAACCUCAAAAUCGCACCAUGUUGGUUCGAGUGUGCAACAAUACUCAGUCACUAAACACUUCUGGUCAAAAUGACACUCAAACUGAAGGGACUGGGGAAGCAUGCCAGCUGAGGAAAGUUACAGUACCGGCGGAAGGGGGAAAACCUGCCUCAGAGGGAGAAAUCCCGCUGGAUAUCUUGGCUGAAAUAGAGAAAGAUGGGGAGUUGACAGUUCCUCAGAAUCAGACAGAACCUGUGGAAAACAGAGGUGGCAGACUGAGAAGACAGACAGAUGGAAACUGGACAGAUGGAGAUGUAAGUUCUGGAGCUUUUGAAGAUGCAGGAACUACAAUAGAGACUGUAGUAGAAGUCGUGGAAAACAUUACUGGCAGUGAGGCUGAAGUGAAGACUGAGGAAUUGAGUGAAAUGCCAAGUGAAAAGAAUACAACUACAGGAGAACGUGUAGAGAGCAACGAGAUCUUACUGGGCAGUGAACCACUGCUGAGCGAGGUCUUAACUGUAGAAUUAAGCAAUUUAGAAGACAUGGAUCAAAACUUAGUACCACAAGACCACAUUCAUAUUGAACCUGAGAAGCUUACAGACGAUCUGGGGGUUCUGAGACCAAACUUCACUGCUGCCAACACCAACAUAACAAGGAUGGAUCUGUCCUUGGAUUAUGAUGACUACAGUCAGGAGGUGAACAGUACUUCAGAAAUAUUUGGCACCUCGCAGAUUGACCCUCGCUCUGGAGAUGCUCCACAUGGCAACUUCUACUACAUCGCAGCAGAGGAGAUCACCUGGGACUAUGGCAUCAGAAAACCACAUCAGCUCAUUAAACCCAGAGAGAUGCGUCGAGGGAUGAGGAAGUUCCUGCCAGAGUAUAAGAAGGUGGUGUAUCGAGAAUACGUAGAUGAACGCUUCCUGAAACCUGUCAGCAGAGGAGAGCUUCAGGAACACCUGGGAAUCAUGGGACCCUCCAUCAGAACUGAGACUGAUGAUCUGCUCACUGUGAUAUUUAAGAACAAAGCACAGAGACCUUACUCCUUUCACCUUCAUGGGGUCUAUGACCGCAGCCAGGGGGCCGGCAUUGCCCAAACCAGUUCCUCCUCUGCUCCACCAGGAGUACCGGGAGAGCCUGUGCCUCCUGGGGAAGCCCGCACGUAUAAUUGGAAAGUAACCCGCAAACAAGGACCCACUGACCCCAAAUUUGACUGCAAGACCGGGGCUUACUACUCCACUGUGGACAAGGAGAGGGACCUUCACUCCGGUCUGAUCGGUCCACUGGUGAUCUGUAAGUCUGGUACGCUCAAGAGUAACCAGACCACAAAGCCAAGCAUUCAGGAGUUUUCUCUGCUCUUCCACACCUUUGACGAAACUAAAAGCUGGUACCUGGAGGAAAACCUGCAGCGAUACUGUGCCCCGCCCUGCCAAGCCAACACCGAGGAUCCCUGGUACCACACCAGCAAUAAGUUUGCAGCAAUAAACGGUUAUGUGGCGGAGACUCUUCCUGGUUUAAUGGUUGCUCAGCACCAGCCUGUCAGGUGGCAUCUUCUGAAUGUGGGAAGUGACAGAGAGUACCACGCUGUGCACUUCCAUGGUUUGCCUUUCACUGUUCACACUCAACAGGAACACCGUAUGGGCAUCUACAGCCUCUUUCCUGGUGUGUUUGGCACGGUGGAGAUGAGACCCCCCACAGUUGGCACAUGGCUCGUGGAGUGCACAAUAGGAGACCACCAGCUGGCUGGCAUGAGGGCUAAACUGAUGGUCUAUAAUCCACGGUGUACCAUGCCACUGGGAAUGAAAUCAGGGAGGAUCGAAGAUUCCCAGAUUACAGCAUCAGAUCACAUAGACAGCUGGGAGCCGAGGCUGGCGAGGCUGGAUCAGUCCGGAUAUAUCAAUGCCUGGAUGGGCAGAAACAGGAGGUCAUGGUUACAGGUUGACCUUCAGAGGCCCACCCUGCUGCACGGUGUGUUAACACAGGGAGUACGGUCAAAGCUCAGGGACCACUACAUCACAUUCUUCACCGUCUCUUACAGCCUGGACCAGGAGUCUUGGACCACUUACAAAGGAAACAACACCAGUCAAACCAGCCGCUUCCGUGGCAACAUGGACAGCUCCAAGGUGAUAGAAAACCGCUUCUUUCCGCCAUUGGUGGCUCGCUACAUCAGGAUCCAUCCGUACCAAUACGUGCAGAGGCCUGCUCUAAGAUUGGAGCUGCUCGGUUGUGACCUCAACAGCUGCUCUUUCCCUCUCGGACUCCAGAAGAGGCAGAUUCAGGACAGCAGCUUCAGCGCCUCUUCAACUUAUUCAUCUCUGCUGCGUAGCUGGAAGCCAAGUCUCGCCCGCCUCCAUCAGGAAGGCCGCACCAACGCGUGGAGGCCAAAGAACAACAACCCCCACGAGUGGCUGCAGGUUGACUUGGAGAAAGUCCGGCGCAUCACAGGGGUCAUCACCCAAGGAGCUCGAUCGCUGCUGACCCAGAUGAUGGUGACCGAGUUCUCAGUCACUAUCAGUCACGAUGGACAGUCCUGGAGCAGCGUGUUAGAGGAGAACACCCAAAGAGAAAAGAUCUUCACAGGAAACAACGACCCAGACGAGGAGGCUCUCACUGUUUUCGAUCCUCCUCUGUUCGGCCGCUUCCUUCGGAUCCACCCGCGGGGUUGGAUCAACGACAUCGCCCUGCGGCUGGAGGUGCUCGGCUGCGACACACAGCAGGGGAUCUGACACCGACGGCACCAGCAGCGUGAAGCAGCCUUUUAGUAGCAGUUUGUUUAGGAGUCAGGAGAAAUGAAAAAUUGUAAUGCAGAGCACUUGUUAAGUUAUAUAUCAACUGUCUGAAGCUACUUUUUUUCUGCAACCACAAACUUUGUUUACAAUUUCACCUCUUUUUUUCCCUCUUGUCAGUAUAAUAUUUAAUCGUUUUAUUACUAUUGUGAAAAAGAGACUGAUUGUUUUUGUUUUUGUAAAGGAAAUAAGUAUGUUUGAGGUCAUUAAGAUGGAUAAAAUGUGUUAUUGUUAAGGACAUUUAGUUUAAAAAGCCAGUUUAAGUUGAGCUACACAUUAUUUAUGUAUUUGUACACAGCUAUGCUAACUACAAAGCAAACUUUAUGAAUGUAAGCCUGUGUAAAUAUUUCAGACGCAGAUGGAUGUAUACAGUUUGACUGGUUGUUAUAUAUCAUUUGAAGAGUAUGUAUUUUUGUGCUUUAUUUGAGUUCUUAUAAACAAUUAUACUAAUAGA
Molecule: messenger RNA, 5528 nt
Organism: Stegastes partitus (bicolor damselfish)
Lineage: Eukaryota; Metazoa; Chordata; Actinopteri; Pomacentridae
Gene: f8
Product: coagulation factor VIII, procoagulant component
Exons: 27
Coding region: 8-5014 (1668 amino acids)
Cellular component (GO): plasma membrane
Molecular function (GO): copper ion binding; signaling receptor activity; oxidoreductase activity
Source: RefSeq, a predicted model, not a curated record